UUGUGUUGUGACACCAUCAUGUGUCACGUUUGGGUUGAGGUAGCCCUAUAGGACGCCGCGCCCUAUAUAUGGCUACUAGGGUUGAUGAAGUUAAAAAAACAUUAGCUUGUCUGUCACUUAGGCUACUAGUCUACUGUUGUUAUGCCGAAAGGAGGACGAGGACGAGAGUUUGAGCGUUUUGAUGGACUCUCGCUUAUCUAUUGGUAAGAGAGGACUGGUAGAGAGAUGACCACAGCGUGGUGUGUUCAUCACGUGUCACUUUGUGAAGAAGUUCAAAAACAUAAGCUUGUCUGUCACCUACUUAAUUAAGCUCCUUACUUUUGCUAUGUCAUCAUGCGCUUUGGGCAUGGUCCGGCUCGAGCCUUGUUCUCUGGCUGGUUUGGAUUGGGACUAUUCGUGACCGAUAUCACGCAUGUGUUGAUACUUUGAGAAACUGUUAUGGGAUUAUUAAACAUACCUGUUUUCAAUGUUUUCACGGGAGUGUUGUUGCUCAGUGUCCUUCCCACUCUUGUUUUGAGCCACAUACAGUUGGAGAGUUGCGUGCGUCAGCGGGUUUGUAUCCCGGCACUGAUUUAUAACGGUGCAGACAUCAGGUGCUACACAUGAAAGAUAUACAUUAUACAACGUUGUUACACUUGGCUUAAUAUGGAGUUUCAUUCUUUAUUAUGAAUGCCGCUUCUAUUUCUUUCCAAUUACAUUUUCGGGGACUCAGUAAACCUAAUGAAAUGUGGACAGCAAUUGCGCAUAAUCGGGCUGUCCUAUAUCCAGAUUUAUCAACGGAAGCCCAUGAGGAUACUAACCAUUGGGAUGCGAGUCACACUAUUGCUGAACAAAUCCGACCCAUAUUCAGGCUACAAUAGAUGGUUAUAUAACGUGUCUCUGGCACUGCUGUGAGAACCCCUGCUACCCAUCACGCAUCUCCAUGGCGCAGCGCGGGACACUAAUGGGUCCGUAUGGGGUGGAUCGUGCCGUUCAUGAAAUAGAAUUUACUGAUUGUGAGAAUGGACUGGGGAUCAAAGUCAUUGGAGGAAUGAAGGAGUUAACGGGAGAAGAGUUUGGAGUCUACGUCAAAAGGAUUUUACCUGGUGGCCUUGCUUCAAGUGAUGGACACCUCCAGGCGGGAGACCAGAUCUUGGAGGUGAAUGGGGAGAGUUUACUAGGGGUCACCAGUGAAAGAGCAGUAGACGUUCUGAGAUCAGCGUCCUCGAGCAACCAAAUGCGCCUUCUGAUCGCCAGAGACGAGGAAGCAAGGAGAGAGUUUUCAGAGCUUUUGGAGAAGUAUGGAUCCAGCGCUAGUACUGGGUCGACACGCAACUCUCCCAUCCAGCAUGGUAGGACCUCCCUCCUCCCUCUAUGUCUACAUGGUAUAACACAACUCUCCCAUCCAGCAUGGUAGGACCUCCC
Molecule: messenger RNA, 1404 nt
Organism: Salvelinus fontinalis (brook trout)
Lineage: Eukaryota; Metazoa; Chordata; Actinopteri; Salmoniformes; Salmonidae
Product: synaptojanin-2-binding protein-like
Exons: 6
Coding region: 923-1396 (157 amino acids)
Molecular function (GO): protein binding
Source: RefSeq, a predicted model, not a curated record